This is a messenger RNA of Poecile atricapillus (Black-capped chickadee), 3390 nucleotides long. It is a transcript of the gene NMB, whose product is annotated as neuromedin B. Lineage: Eukaryota; Metazoa; Chordata; Aves; Passeriformes; Paridae. The coding region runs from base 466 to 1767 and encodes 433 amino acids. Gene Ontology annotation, cellular component: neuron projection. The transcript has 3 exons. The record is from RefSeq and is a predicted model, not a curated record. Gene Ontology annotation, molecular function: neuromedin B receptor binding; neuropeptide hormone activity. Gene Ontology annotation, biological process: neuropeptide signaling pathway; positive regulation of hormone secretion.
UCAUCCCAUUAAUGGAAAAGGAGGAGCUCAUGGGGAACACGAUUAUCCAUGGAAGGUUUGGGUAUAGUAAUCAGGAAAUAGUGGUCUGCAAAAUCUCAGGAGUGGGAAAUGUGAGGAGUGAUACACUCGGGUGCUCAUGCUCUGCAGCAAGUGGGAUCCUCUGUGAAGCUGCUCUGGGAAGUGGAGGAGCUGGGCAGAGCUGGCCGGUCCUUAAGGACGGGAUCCUCGGAUUAUCCAUCCCGAUGAUCAGGGGCGCAGGUACACGAUUGGAGACGGCUUUGAGCUAAACUGGAAAUGCAGCUCAUGGGUGAGCUCCGGUGCGAAACGGCAGCUCGGAGAAGGUGGAAGCACGGACAGGCCCUGGAGAGAUUUGGGAACGGGGAUCGGACUCAGCGGUGAGUCUGGCACUGUUCAGCUCAAUGUCUGUCACUGUGUCUGUCACUGCCGUGCUGCCCAAGCACUGGGAUGGCACGGGAGAGCACGGCUGGGAUGCGACGGGAGAGCACGGCUCGGAUGGCACGGGAGAGCACGGCUGGGAUGGCACGGGAGAGCACGGCUGGGAUGCGACGGGAGAGCACGGCUCGGAUGGCACGGGAGAGCACGGCUGGGAUGGGACAGCAGAGUACGGCUGGGAUGGCACGGGAGAGCACGGCUGGGAUGGCACGGGAGAGCACGGCUGGGAUGGCACGGGAGAGCACGGCUCGGAUGGCACGGGAGAGCACGGCUCGGAUGGCACGGGAGAGCACGGCUCGGAUGGCACGGGAGAGCACGGCUCGGAUGGCACGGGAGAGCACGGCUCGGAUGGCACGGGAGAGCACGGCUCGGAUGGCACGGGAGAGCACGGCUCGGAUGGCACGGGAGAGCACGGCUCGGAUGGCACGGGAGAGCACGGCUGGGAUGCGACGGGAGAGCACGGCUGGGAUGCGACGGGAGAGCACGGCUCGGAUGGCACGGGAGAGCACGGCUCGGAUGGCACGGGAGGGCACGGCUCGGAUGGCACGGGAGGGCACGGCUCGGAUGGCACGGGAGGGCACGGCUCGGAUGGCACGGGAGGGCACGGCUGGGAUGCGACGUGAGGGCACGGCUGGGAUGGCACGGGAGGGCACGGCUGGGAUGCGACGGGAGGGCACGGCUGGGAUGCGACGGGAGGGCACGGCUGGGAUGCGACGGGAGGGCACGGCUGGGAUGCGACGGGAGAGCACGGCUCGGAUGGCACGGGAGGGCACGGCGGAGCUCGGAGCGGGGCGGUACCGGGUCCCGCCCCAAGGCUUUAAGGAGCAGGGCUGUGCCCGUCCCUCCCCUUUAAGCAGCAGCAGCAGCAGCAGCGGUACCGGGCCCGCGAUGGCGCUGCUCUGCCUCCUGCUGCUGCUGUGCGGAGCCGCGCUCGGACCCGCCGUGCACCUCGACUUCGCCGAGCACCGCAGCCAGGCCGCCAAGAUCAAGGUCAACCCCCGCGGCAACCUCUGGGCCACAGGUCACUUCAUGGGGAAGAAGAGCGUCACGGGCUCCCCACACCUGGAGACUCCGGAGGAGCCUGCGGUGCCGAUGGUCUUUGGUCCCUCUCUACGAGCCCUGCUGGAGGACAUGAUGGAACUGCUGACCCGGGAGCUCCUGAAAAUCCUCUUGCAAGAGAGGCUAUUGGAUGAGAACCAAGGGAAAUACGACCUCACUGACCAGGUGGAGCAGAGGUGCAGGAUUGGGAGACUGAGAGCCACUGAUGGUUCAAGCCUCUUUUGGACCCACUUUCAGCAGAUUAAGGUAAACUGAUGCAUCCCAGAGAGCUGUUCCCAGUGGGUAGAGAGCUUUCCACAGUGAAGAUACAGCUGGGCAUGACUGAAGGCACCAGUCCACCCCACUCCCUGUGCAGACUGCUCUGCUGGGCUGCUGCAGUGUUUGCUUCUUGGACACAGCUGGAGAGGAGAUGAGGGCUGUGGAGGUUCUGGACCCUUCCCUAUUCCCCCAAGGAACCUUUGAGCAGGAGGGCACUUGUUGAGAGGAUGGGAGAGCUGGUAGAUGUGCCACCCUGCCUUGUUUCUGAGCGUGUGGUGUGAAUUUGGUGAAGGUGCUCCCUGGGGCUCUCAUUGCUGCUCACGUUGCAGAUGUUCCUGUGCAAGGGCUGCCCUGAUGCUGGUGCUGUGCCACAGGUUCCAGCUGGGUGCCAGAGCCCUGCCAGUGCUCAUUCCCAGUGCUCAGGGGUGGGUACUGGCCAGGUGUGGCACUGGGUGCCAGAGCUCUGCUGCCGGAGGGUGAUUUGUCUGUGGCCAUACAGGCCCUGGCCAGUGCCUGCCUCGGUGCCCACUAUCUCUAGGGCAAGGUGGGAUGCUGUGCCCACAUGUGGCGUCACAGCUGAGCUGCAACUGGCUCCUGCCCCUCACUUUCUCUUCCCAAAGCCUGAAGCCUCUCCUUGGCCAGUGCCCUGGACCCCUGUGUCACCUUGCUGGGUGCUGUUUCUGGUUUUGCUCCUUGGGCACCUCUGAGCACCUCACUUCCCCAACUCCUGCCCUCCUGCUCCUUUCUCCCACCCAUCCCCAGAGCAUCCUUCCAUCUGUUCUAUUGUGGAUAUUACAGAACUGCUUCUCCCUAGUGCCUCUGAGUGCUGUCCAUGUUAUACUGUUCUCUGUGACCUUAUCUUUUCUUGCUCUUGUGGUUGUCACAGUGCCAGUCGGAAUUCCUGAUGCCCUGACAGCUUUCCCCCUCAGCAUGACUGUUGUUGGACACCAGGUGUCAGCAUCCAACCUGAACUGAUCUGUGUGCCGUGUUCCCACCUUCCUCACAGGCUUUUUUUAUAUCUCUGCCCUGCUCAACUCCCGGUCCGUGCCCUGCUCAGGAUCUGUCGCUUCCAUCUCAACUUUCCAACCGUGUGUGGACAGGGCUUCACAGUGCUGCUCUGUGUGACAAAGAUUGGGCUGGCAGAGGAGGAUCCUUCCCACCCUUUGUCACCUCCUGGGUGUGUGGCAUUGAUUCCCCAGGAUGCAGAGACCAUGUUCGUGGCAUGGAGCAGCUCCAGGGGCAUGGGGAGAGCCAUUCUGCCUGAGGGCAGCUGCUGCCCUGCGUACCUCUGGGACCUGUGGUCGGUGCCAAUCCCACAAACCCCUCUGUGACUCGUCUCUGCUGUGUUUUCUGUCUCUUUUUGCCUUCUCAGGUUCUCCCCUGGACCUCAGCCCAGUGGCUGCUGCCACACGGGGAUGAAGUUUCCCUCUGACAUCUGAGUCACGGUUCAGCCCUUGGAGCACAGCUGGGAGGCUCCUGGCUCCGUCCUUCUUGUGUGCCACCCCUGAGAGUGGCAUGGUUCUCCAGCAUGGGACAUUUGGCUGACUGCCCCAUGGUGCCCAUGCGGUGCUGAGGUGGUGCUUGUGUGCAUCACCCCACGUCUCACCCUUGUGUCUUGUU